Messenger RNA from Endocarpon pusillum Z07020, 1878 nucleotides. RefSeq lists its product as uncharacterized. The coding region runs from base 1 to 1878 and encodes 625 amino acids. The record is from RefSeq and is a predicted model, not a curated record. Gene Ontology annotation, cellular component: GPI-anchor transamidase complex. NCBI's taxonomy places the organism in Eukaryota, Fungi, Ascomycota, Eurotiomycetes, Verrucariales, Verrucariaceae. The transcript has a single exon. Gene Ontology annotation, biological process: attachment of GPI anchor to protein.
AUGUUGCGACUCUUUCUGUGUCUCGUGGGACUCAUUCUUGCCCUGAGGAUCCAAUCUACAGCAGCAGAAUCCGAUUACCAGGAAUCACUCAAUCUUCAACCUCUCCCCUUGGGAGCACUGCUCGCCUCGUUUGAUUUCCGAAGCAAUGAAUCGGUCACAUCAUUCGAGAAACAGAAUUUCCGAUUCUUUCCUCGGUCCCUGGGGCAGAUUCUGCAGCACUCCAACACAAAAGAGCUACACCUGAGGUUCAGUACAGGGAGGUGGAACGCAGACACGUGGGGAGCUCGGCCAUGGCAAGGCAAGAAAGAGGGAGGUACAGGGGUGGAGCUUUGGGCGUGGAUUAAUGCAGGAGAUGACGAGGAGAGCUUUCACAAGUGGACUACGUUGACACAGAGUCUGUCUGGUCUUUUUUGCGCUUCCUUGAACUUUGUUGACUCUACACGGACGACAAGACCUGUUCGGUCAUUCUCCCCGGAGGGUCAUCACGAUGUCUCGAAAGAUCAUUUGCGUCUGCUGCAUGGAGUGCUUCCUGGAGAAGUUGUCUGCACAGAGAAUCUGACUCCUUUCCUCAAGCUACUUCCAUGCAAAGGGAAAGCAGGCAUCGCAAGUCUGUUGGACGGCCACAAGGUUUUUGAUGCUUCUUGGCAGAGUAUGUCAAUUGAUGUUCAUCCUGUUUGCCCUGCUGGAGCGGACGAAUGCCACAUAGAGAUCUCACAAACCAUCGAUAUGGUCCUGGACAUUGAGCGAGCCAAACGACCUCGCGACAAUCCAAUUCCCCGCCCCAUUCCAGCAGAUCAAUUAAACUGUGAUGAGUCUAAACCGUACCAUGCGCACGACACAUGCUACCCAAAGGAGUCCACUGAAGAGAUAGGGUGGUCAAUAGAGGAGGUCUUCGGAAGGAAAAUCCCUGGAGCCUGCCCCCUGAUUGACGAAGAAUGGAAACCGCUCUGUCUCCACGUUCCACACGAGAGGAAAGUCUAUGUGCCAUUCGGCGCAUUCGAAGUCAAAAACCCACCUAGUCAGUCCACCGAGUACCGUUGCUACCACUUCCGACCUGAAGAAGUCUUCAACCUUGAAGUCAUACCACAAAAGCUAAACACGCAACCCAAUCUUCCCCACGAACCCUUACGUGCAGAACGCACAAUCGUUGGCCACGGCGCCGCAAACGGCGGCAUACGCACCAUCCUGACCAAUCCGUCCCCUAUCGAACCGGUCCAGCUGGUCUACUUCGAAAACCUCCCCUGGUUCAUGCGUCCCUUCAUCCACACUCUAAAGGCCGACAUCACCUCCUCGUCCCCAUCCUCGCCGCCCAAUACAUACACCACCUCAAACUGGCAAGUCAUCAAAGAAAUGUACUACGUCCCGGCCAUCGACCGGCAACGCGGCACGCAACUCGAACUCCUCCUCUCCAUCCCCGCCUCCAGCACCGUAACUCUGACCUACGACUUCGAAAAGGCAAUCCUAAGAUACACCGAGUACCCGCCCGACGCCAAUCGCGGCUUCAACGUCGCGCCCGCUGUCAUCAAGGUCUUAAAUCAGACCUCCACCAUCACCACCGAUCGCUCCAUAUCUGAUCCAGCUGUAGCAAGUAUAGGGCUAAGGGAGGGUAACAGGGACGGGAAUGUAUAUAUCCGCACGACAAGCCUGCUCCUCACGCUGCCAACCCCGGAUUUCAGCAUGCCGUACAACGUGAUCAUCCUGACGAGCACGGUCAUGGCGCUGGCGUUCGGGAGCAUCUUCAAUCUGUUGGUGAGGAGGUUUGUGGGCGCGGAUGAGGCCCCGGGGUAUGAUUGGAGGGCGUUCAGGGACAGGGUUGGAGGGAGGCUGGUAAGGAUUCGCGAUCGGUUUCGGAGGAGGAAGGCGGAGAAAGUGGAUUGA